CUCUAUUGAUCAAGCCAAUUGGUAGAACUGUCCUGAACAGGAAGGAUGACGCGCUCCCUCGGGCUGCCGUCUCUAUCUAGGUGACAUUUGUGGCACUAGCCCGAGCGAGAGACGAGCAAGGUUCCAUUUACUAGUUGUCAGUUUGUCUUUGUUUAUUAUAGUGAGGUGAUUUGGAUGAGGGGUGUGAAGGCAGUCUCCCCUCUCUUAUCUCGUCGUCCCUCCCUCUUACACUUCAAUUAGCCAUUGUCUUUGGGCCAUCUCCAUCGAUUAGACUUACAGUGGGAAGUGUCCUGCGUGGCUACGAUACCGUGUCGUUUCCUCUGUGGCCAGGUACUUUGUCCACUUACACGAUCGGCAACACCAGUGGCUGUGACUACUUAUAAGCUGCGGCGUCACUCUGUUCGGUUCAUCUCGUUCCAUCGCUGCCUGUCUGAUAGGCAGCUUCAAGGAUGCGUGGACUCCUUGCCGCCGGGUUGCUGGUGCUCCAGGUGCCGGCACUGGUAGAUGGCCUUCCAAACCCACUCCAAGUGGACCGGGACUCCGCCUCUGCCUCCGCCUCAACCCAAACCAGUCUCUCAUCCGGGCCCAGCACGCAAAUAAAGACCCCGGCACUAGCUCUCCCCAAUGAUGAGCUGGUCACGGGCGAAUCCACCACUCUCGAGAGAGAACUGGCCGACUUACACGUCCUUCGAGUCCAGCUGGCCGAGCUCGAGAAGGAGGUGUCCAGCCGGGAGACCUGGCUAGCCCAGGCGACCGGACUGACUCCCCACCGUCCUCCCCCCAGCAUAGCGGACUGUGACAGCCUGCGCUGCAUCGUCCAAGCCCUCCGCUGCAAGGCCGCGCACGCCGCCUCGGCACUCCUGAACACUGCCUCCUCCGACACCAACCAUGCGAAUAUCACUCACCACCCCAGCCGGAAUACAACAACUCUUGUAGAGAUACCUGUGCCGCCAUGGCGUACCAACGGCACAAGGACCGCGCCUCCCGGCUCGUUAACCUCAGCGCCAAUACCGGCCGUAGUAGAAGAUGGGGUGGUCGGCGGGAGCGACGAUCCUCCUCUCGCCCUGCUCCUUCUUCUCGUUGGCCUUGCCGGGCUGGCCUGCCUCGGCACGCAACUCGCUUUAAGCUGCUGCCGUGUCGGGCGUCAGGGUCUGGCUGGUGCGCUCCCGCCGCCUGUGACUGUGACUAGACGGGGCCCCGGCUGGUGGAGGGCGGUUUGGGAGCAGCGGCUGGUUGACGGUGCGUCUUUGUGGAGACGGUCCGGACAGCGAGGAGGGGUGCAGGUCAGGCUAGGGGAGGAGGAAGGGUACGGGAAUGGGGAGGGCUAUGAGUAUCGGGAUGAGAAGGGUCCGUGUUAUUUGGAUGAGAAGACUGCUCAUGCCCAUGCACUGUAUGAGGCCGGUGGUGAUGAAGAAGAAGAGCGUGACGGGGAAAGAGACAUGGAAAGCGAGUGCGCGUCUGAGGCCGAGGAGGAAGAGGAAGAGUUGACGCUUGGGGAGGAGCUGGCGUCGUUCAGGGCGGCGCUGGAUUUGGUGGAGGGUAUCGUUGCGGCGGAAGAGCAGAGGGCCCGCGAGAGGGAGUCGGAUGCACUCCGAUGAUUGCUACGGGAUGUCGUAACUCAUAUCAUGUCUACAUAUGAGAGCGUUGCUAUUGUGGCUAGCUAUGGCCGGGGCAUGAAACAUGCCAAGCAGUGUAGAUGUAUCUUUCUCGCUUCUGCCCUAAGUUUAUGAUACCAUCUAAUCUUAGGAUCUAUAAAAGUCGUCUUUAUUAGUCCUUAGUACAGUGGAUGAAUGGAGCUUUGGAGGAUGAGAGACCGUUAGCUACAACCUGGAAUCUUCCACUUCUCUUCUCCUCAUCGUAUGAACGGCAACGCGCCGCUGGAAGUACAACGGUCCAACACAGCAUUGUGUGAUACAUUGUCGGUCGAAGAUAAUGCACCCUUCAUCGCGGCUCGGGCCCAAUCAGCAUGAGCACGGCUUCAACCCAUCUCACCCGAGCAGAAGGAGACGA
Molecule: messenger RNA, 2010 nt
Organism: Chaetomium strumarium
Lineage: Eukaryota; Fungi; Ascomycota; Sordariomycetes; Sordariales; Chaetomiaceae
Exons: 3
Coding region: 450-1598 (382 amino acids)
Source: RefSeq, a predicted model, not a curated record